UACAGCCAGGAGGACACAGGCACACACUGUCACUGACAGGAAAAAGAGAACACAAGGAGAAACAGACUGAGUGAGUACACUCCUUCUCCACCUCCAUCUCUGUCUCUCUUUCUGCAUUUGACCCCUAACCCUAUGGACUUGGGUCCUGCUUAGCUAGCUGGAUUCAGAGUGUGGGAUUUUCUCCAAGAUGCAGGCACAGUUGGCGUUUGUGCUUCUCCUCUGUUUGACGUGUGGCAUAUUAUGUUCAGGGAGUCGGCCCACGCACAGGGGUCCCCACAGGCAGCGGCAGGGGCUUCACACCAUCCAAUACCACACGCUCAAACUAGAUUAUGAUACAGCCGGCUUGGAGCUAGAUAAGAGCAAGCAGAACGCCCCCUACUGGCAUGUGUCCCUGGUGAACGUGUGCAGGAUGGUGAACAGCCUGAUAAACAGCCGGUUGUGGAGAGAACAGGAGGAGUAUAACACUGGGGAUGAGCUGGGGGAGAGGCUGGCCUCCCUGCUGGAGCCCUUGGAUAAGCUUCUCGAUCUACAGCACAUCUGCAGAGUACUGCAGCCCCGAGAGCUCCUUGACAACUCUCAAGAGUACCUAGACGCCGAUCAAAACAGUGACAACCCGCUCAAAAGGAAAUCACCGUAUAUUUUUAGGAGGCAAGUGAAAAACACCAAAGCUCGGAGGCCGUACAUCUUGAAGCGGGGUACAUUCUACUGAUCCACCCCCGGGAGGAGAAAGAAAGACUCUAUACAUUCUGUGGAUAUGUGACCAUACGUGCUCUCUGUUGUACUGUUAUUACUGAUGUUUCCGCAGUGUUUUGUCCAUACAGAUGAUAUCUCAAACCUGUGUCUGUCACUAUAGGUCUCUACUCACAUUCUAGGCCCAAUCCUGCUCCAAAAAGAGAGGACCAUUUGAAAUAAAAGCAAACAAAAGCAGUAAGCAAAUGUGUAUCUUUUGAGAGACUUUAUAUUUACUAUAUUUGUUCACUCCAUGUGUUUUCUUUCCAAUGUGAUUAAACAAUACAUAUUUCAAAACCA
This is a messenger RNA of Salvelinus sp. IW2-2015, 1029 nucleotides long. RefSeq names its product neurotensin (gene nts). Gene Ontology annotation, molecular function: neuropeptide hormone activity. The record is from RefSeq and is a predicted model, not a curated record. NCBI's taxonomy places the organism in Eukaryota, Metazoa, Chordata, Actinopteri, Salmoniformes, Salmonidae. Gene Ontology annotation, cellular component: extracellular region.